AUGAUGGCCAGCGGUAAACCUAUCAAACUGUAUGAGCAUCUACAGCUCACCAACGUUGAAAAUACUACUAAUAUUACAAUGGAAUCUGACAAAAAUAUCGUUGUCAGAGAAAUGGUAUGGCUUUCUGAAAUGAAAUAAGUUUUUUAUCAAAUUUAUUCUAUUUUCAGAUUGGCGAUCAACAACAAGUUGUCAUCAUUGAUUUGGCUGAACCAACAAAUCAAACUCGUCACCCAAUUUCUGCUGAUUCUGUUAUCAUGCAUCCAACCGCUAAAAUUUUGGCGCUUAAAUGUAAGUUAAUUGAACUAUCGAAAAGUUUUAUUGAAGUGAAAAAUAACUGUUUUUACAGCUGGAAAAACUAUUCAAAUUUUUAAUAUCGAAUUGAAAGCAGGAAUGAAGGCCCAUCAAAAUACCGAAGAUGUUGUUUUCUGGAAAUGGAUUAACGAAACAACUAUUGCUUUGGUUUCAGACACUGCUGUUUAUCAUUGGUCGAUUGUGGGUAAGAUUUUUCUUAUAGAAGAUUCUCAACUUAAAAUCCAAUUUAAUUUUCAGGUGAUGCGGCGCCUGUGAAAAUGUUUGAUCGUCAUCUUUCACUUUCUGAAACUCAAAUUAUAAAUUAUCGAACUGAUGCUGAUUCGAAAUGGCUUGUUCUUAUUGGAAUAUCAGAAAAAGAUAAUCGAGUUGUUGGAAACAUGCAAUUGUACAAUAACAAACGAAAAGUAUCCCAAACAAUCGAUGGACAUGCCGCUUGUUUUGUUCGAUUCAAACUUGAAGGAAAUGCACAUCCAUCGAAUCUUUUCUGUUUCUCCGUCAAAAAUGAAGCCGGUGGAAAAUUGCAUAUUAUCGAAAUUGGAUCGCCAGCGGCUGGAAAUCAACCAUUCCAGAAAAAGAAUAUUGAUGUACCAUAUACGGCUGAAACUGCACAAGAUUUUCCAGUUUCGAUGCAGGUAAAUAUUGGUUUUUUCUUUUUACAAACAUUUUUUCGGCGGCUGAUUUAUAGGUAGAUGAAAUAGAUAGGAAACUAAAAGAGAAAAAGGUUUUUUCUUGUUAGCACACCUCGGCCAAAAUCGUGGUUUCCAAAAUAAAAAAUUGUACGCAAUUUUUUUUUACAAUAUGAAAACUGUGGAUUUUCCUGUUUUUGACCUCUGAAACCUCUGAAUUCGUCAGUUUUUGACCUCUAAAAACUUAAAUUCAGAUUUUUUCAAAAUUGUACUCUGGCCAGCCACGGCUUGGCGUGCUUGUUAGUCAUUCAAUCGUUUGGGAUUUGAUUACAAUGGGGUUGAUGAAGAAUGACAAUACGCAUUUUUGAACGGAUAAGCGUAUUUCAUAAGAAAAACCUAAAAGUUUAAUAAUUUUCCAUAAAAAUUUUGCCUUGAAUUUAUCAGCUAUUCAUCGAAAAACAGCUUUUUUUUUUGAAAAUUUCCAUAUAGAAAUAUUGGCUUUUUUAGAAAAUUAAGUCAGAGUUCCACCCCAUUACCAAUUACUUAUUUAAAAAUCUAUUAUUGCAGGUUUCUUCUAAACAAGGAGUAAUUUAUGUGCUAUCAAAACAUGGAUAUCUACAUUUGCAUGAUAUUGAAUCUGGAAAUCACAUUUAUUCGAAUCGUAUAUCAACAGACCCUGUUUUUGUCACCUGCGAAUUAUCCAACACUGGUGGAAUUAUGGGAAUUAACAGAAAAGGACAAGUUCUAUCGGUUUCGAUCGAUGAAACAAAUUUGGUGCCAUUUGUUACAAAUUCUUUGCAAAAUCCUGAUUUGGCGCUCGAAUUGGCUGUUCGUUGCGAUUUACCGGGAGCCGAAGACUGUGGUUUCACUGCCAACGUCCAAGAUCCAGAUAUUCAGCAACAAUUGUCGCGUCAAGCCGCACGCCGAACCGAAAGUCGUACAAAACCUUUCAAAAUAAUACUUGUCGGUUUUGUUGCAUUUUUCGAAUAUCUUUUCAACCUUGGACUGUUUAUGCUCGGUGUUUUUAAUGAUGGUUGGUAAAUUUUUUCAUGGGAAAUGAAACAAAUGAUACAAAUAUUCCACCUAAAUAAACAAUAUGUCACGCAUACAGGGUGACAACAAAUUAUAGCGACAAAAGUUUACACUGAUCUGACAGUAAUCACGGAACGAUUUUUUAUGAUUUCAUUGCUCAACUUUUCUCAAAAACCAUCAUUUUAUAUCACCUAAUCAGUAUACUUACUUGUUUUUGAUUAUGAACACAAAAAUUUUCACAAAGUUGGAAAGCGAUCGUUUUAAAAAUUUCUCUUUUUUACGAUUUUUUAAAUUUUCGAUAUUUUAAGGGCUAAUUUUUUGAGCUCUGAACGUAAUAUUCUACAACUAUAAUUUUUAUUUUAGAUAAAGUAAGUAUUGAGGAGGAUUCAACACAAAUAUUAUAACAGGUAUCCGACUUUUGAACUUUUUUGGAUGUGGUUAUUUGGAACCACCACUUGCGAGUAUCACAAUUUCAUUUUUCGAACAAAUUGAAAUAUUGAGAUAAAAUUCCAAGAUUUAUAAAAAUGCAUGAAUGGAAAUUGUCUCAAUAUCAUCGAACAUUGUUGAAAAAAAUUUUGAGCAUGAAUCCUCAUCAUUAAUUAGAGUUAUUAACGGAUUAUCAGAGUCAACUGAUGAAUUUGAAGAAAUUAUGAUUUUUAAAAAAGUUGCAUUUCUUUCAAAAUUUCUGUUUGAAAAUCAUAUCUCUGGGACAGUUUGAAGCAGUAACAUCGUUUAAAAAAUAUUAUUGGGAGAAUUUUUAAUUUUGACUGGAUUUGAAAAUUCACAAAAUUCUAAAAAUUCAUGAUAAUUGAACCCCGGUGAAUUACUCAUUUGAACAUUAGAAAUUAUUAUAACUGUGAAACAGUGUGUAUUAUGAUCCAGAAAAACUAUUUUGAGCAAGAAAUAUGAAAUUUAUCAGCCAGGGAAAAUUUUUGCUGUACAAAGUGUCUAGCGAGUACGGAAAUAUUUUUCGAAACUCUUCAAAGGUCAGGAAAAAUAUCGGGAACCUUCCGAGAACUCUUGAUAUUUUUUCUGUGUGGUCCUGAAUAGUCAGAAUAGUCCCAAAAAAAAUUUCAUAGAGAUCGGUUAAGUACCACGGUCGCCAGAGUUAGUUUAAUUUGUCGCUAUAAUUUGUUGUCACCCUGUAUAAAAAACUUCUAGCUGGAAAUUUUGAUCCAUAAAAUUGAACUAAAUAAAAAAUCGAAAAUUUGGAGUGGCUCGAAAAUUAUGAUUGCUCAUUUUGAUCCAUAAAAAUAGUCUAAUGAAAAAAGUUAAUAUUUCUACUGAACAAAAACAAUAAUUUUCCAGCUCUUUGGACAGUUGGCUGGCUACUUGCACUAAUUAUGAUCACUCCAGUUGUGUCUCAAAUUUUCUCGCCUUUUAUGACUUCGCAAAUCAAUCAGUUUUCUUCUCAUUCUUUAGCACCUGUAUUUCCACCAAUUUCGCAUCCAGAAAGAAGAGAAGUUCAGAAAUACUCGCCGGAAUGUUAUUUAUGUAUGGGGCAAGUUAGCGAUAUCGGAUUGGUUAGUUUUAAAAAAUUAUUUUGAUAUUAUUGUAACGAAAAAAAUUAGCAGCUGUAAAAAAAGUCCAGGAAUUAUAUUUUUAAAUCCAAUCAACUCUUUGAGCACGACCCGGUCUAUAUUUUGAAUCAGAAAGUGCCUACUUAGAUUUUUUUUAGAAAUUAUAUGAGUCCAAAAAUAGAGCCAAUCUCUCUAAUGUUUGGAAAAGCGAAUCAAAACAUGAAACUUUUUUAAUCAUAAAUUUAUUUUUAAGCAAGGUCUAAACAUAUAAGUCCUAAACAAUUUUUUGAAAGGCUAAUUAUAGUCGCAUAAAAUGGUUUGGACAAUUUGCAGACCAUCUUUUUCCCAAAGAAUCACGGACUCUUUUUUCCUCUUUUGACUGCUGGCUGCUGAAAAAUGUACACAAAAUGAAAAAAAAAUUUCAGACUAUCGAGUAUGGUACAAACAUGUUUCAUACAAGGACUGCCAUUUAUUGUGAUCAGUUAAUAGAGAAGGAAAGCUUGAAAUGUGCGAACUCAGCAAUUGCCAUUAAAAAUGUCACUUUACUGAUCAAGGAUAUAUUUUUUCCGCAAUUUCAAACACUUGUCAAAAGCAAUAUCAUUUGCAAGAUAGCUGGAAAGUGUCCAUAUUCGUGAGUUUUUUUUAUUAAUCGAAGUUCAAAAACCUGGGAUUUUAAGGUUUAAAUAAUUUAAAGGCGUCCUCGCGCGGUUCAAACAUAACUUUUUUGGAGGGAAAUUUCUUCUGUUUUCUUGAUUAUGAGACCUUGCUUCCAAAGUAAAAAUUGUCCACUAACAUUUAACAGUAAAAACUGUGUAUUUUUCUGUUUUUGAUCUCUGAAAACCGAGUAUUUUUCAAAUCUGGCACACAUUCUGAAUUAUGUUCCUUAUGAUAUUUAAAGUUUUUAAGUAGAUUAAAAAGGUUAAAUAUAAAAGUGAUUUCCAGCUGAUAUUAUGACUUUGUAAUUAAAAAAAGGAAUUUUUAUUUAUGAAUAAUAAAAAUGUAUCAAUUAUUUCCAGUUUUUUAUGAGUUUAGAGAGAAAUGUUGCCGAAAUUAUGCUUUGUUCAUUAAUUAACUACCGAUCCAUAUUUUUUAAAAACAUUUUGUUAAAGUUUUCAAUGACAACGAUUGAGUAAAAAAUAUUUUUGCGGUUUUGUGGAUCAUAAAAUAUGCAUUUUGAGUACAGCGAGUAAAAACUUUGCGAGUGAAAUGUCUUAAAUUUCUUCUCAUAAUAUUAUUAUAUUGCAGCCCAGAUAUCAGAAAUGUCUUCCAAGGCAAAAUGUUGUGUGAAAAUUGCGAGUCAAAUAUCAACAAACUGAAAUUGGUAAGCGUUUAAUGUUUUUUUUAAAUUUAUGAUUUUUAUCAUUAAAAUUUUCAGCUUUCAAUGGAAUACCUGGAUGUGUUAAAAAAAAUGCAAGUCGAUUUAGGAUGCAUUGAUGAUGAGUGUUUCGAACAAUUUACCACCAUAAGAAAUAUUGGAAUAAUUGGAAUUAAUGUUGCAGAUUUUGUAGGUUUUUUCAAGUUUUUUUUCAAAUUGAAGAAAAUAACUAAUUUUGCUCAUUUCAGAAUACACAAAAUAUUUGUCGUCAACUUUUCAAAUGUAUUAAAAAGUAA
Molecule: messenger RNA, 5101 nt
Organism: Caenorhabditis angaria
Lineage: Eukaryota; Metazoa; Nematoda; Chromadorea; Rhabditida; Rhabditidae
Source: the annotation of a GenBank genome assembly